ACCCCUGACCCUAUAAAUUUAGUACUUGUAUAUUGUUGCCAUAGAAUCAAUGGCGGCUGUAUUUUAACUUGAUCAUAUCAGACGAUACUAAAAUCAACGCAAGAAUUAACUAUUUAGUCAAAAGGAAACUGCAGCGACGACAUGACAGCUGUUUUGAUGUCAGCCAAUGGGCCAACAGAGGUCAUCAAUGCACGGCGAACUGAAUCACUUGAUGCAGCGAACAUCAUCAAACUUGUUUCACCCUCUACAGAACAAUUGUUUGGCAGAGUCAAUAUUGUGCAUCUAAUCGAGAAGUCGGUUCUUGCCGUCACGUUGAACAACGAGCGUGAAGAAGUGUUGGCUCAUGCCGCAUUCUUUGAUUAUCCAAACUUCUCCGAUGUUGACCAGAGUAAAUGGCAGGAAUGGUUGAAUGCACAGUAUGAUACAGAAACAUGCACGCCUUUGAACACACUUUUUAUGCACUACUUUGUCUCCAAGGGCGACUUUUCUCAUGGAAGUGCUAGAGAAAUUAUAAGAACUGUUUUCAAUGCCGUUCCUGAUAUCCACUUCAUUUUUCUGGUGGUUCCCGGAGGUGUAUAUCCUGAUCUUGCGUUGGCCGAGUUAUUUGUCCCGAUGGAUAAAAAAGCAGGGGCAAAGCCAUCAGAAAAAUGUGUUGUUUUUGUUUGUCAUCGGCACACAUUGUGCCCUGUAUUAUACACAAGGAAAGCUCGAGUUGAAGAUCAUGACGACCUCACACCAAUCUUUAACCGUCAGAGUGACAUGCUACGCAAAUCCUAUGGCGAUUACUUUCUCGCUGAAUUGAUCGAGGCACAAGAUGAAAAUCAUCAUGCUCUCAUUGUAGAGAUGGAAGGUACUGCUGUUGGCUUCAUGAGCGUAGCAAGUGAGGUGAAUGUAGAGCUGUUAAACUCCUGCUUUGAACUGGUUCCAUUUCAUGGACUAUGUAAACCCCACCCUGAAGAUGUUCUAAGACCUCCUACUCCACCAGCCGAAGAGGUUCCUGUGGUAGAGAAUGCACCUGGCAGCCGGGCAGGGUCAGAGGCCGAGUCUCAUUCUCGGACCAGCUCUUUAGCCUCCAUCAAGAAAGGCGAGGAAUUCACAACUGCUAGGCCUAGCAGCGGAGUAAAGACCAUCUCUCAACAGGCCACUCCGCAAGCCAAAUCAGUUUCAAGAGGCAGUGGAGCCACAGCAGAUCUGACAGUGCAGCGUAAACUGAGUGAUGCUCAUAUGGAAGGAACUCCGGUAGCUAGUGAUGUUGAUGAUGUAGGAUCCGUUCACUCUGAAGCUUCUUCAAAGAGGUCAUCUUUAGCUCGAUCGGUGACAGAACCUACUAAACCAUUUGCAUCCAAAGAGGGCAGUAUAAUCCUAGAUAACAUGGAACCGGCAGUGAAGUUUGAACCGGUGUUUGCUGGAGAAUCAAACGCAUUUUGCAUUCAGCUUUUCUGUAUUGAUGAGCGUUAUGAAAUGAGAUCUAUGGAUUUUUUGCCAUUAGCAUUCUCGUUGUUCCCAGACAAAGAUUUCUGUGUGGUAACUGUGCCCCACUUAGUUCCAGAAUUCCCCCUUCUCCAGAGUUUUGUGCGAGUAACACCAAAAUGUCCGAGCACCCUACCACAGGAGUUGUAUGUCUUCAACCGAGCCGGUAUCCUACAAUCCUUCAACGUACGCCCAGUGUGCCCUGAAGACAGGGAUGACGUAGCAAAGCUUGUUGAUACCAUCGACAACAAAGAGUCGAUCUUGGCAGAUUUUGAUCAGUUCAACCGUGCAAGGCGUGAUGAUGAUGGAACGCCAAUCCAGGCAUUUGUCGGUGAGUGUGGCGGUCAAAUCGUCAGCGUUGCUAUCACCAGAAGCGAGGAGGAUAUCGAGUACAUCCGUUCUCAUUACAACAUUGAAGACUUUAUCUACUACAACCAUCACCGACGGGAUGAGCACGCCCAUCUCUACCAUUUCACUAUCAACCCAAUCUUCCAGCAUUACACCAAGCACAUGUUGAAAGAAGUCUUACGGCAAUCACAUCGUUCCUGCUUGUAUUAUCCGGUUUUCCCUCCGUACUCAACAACAAAGGAUUCUGCUUGCCAUUCUAUUGUGACAUGUCUGAACCACAUGGUUCCCGUCCGAGCCCGCCGCCAGAUCAUUUACCCCUUGGACAGACUCGGUGGUAAUGCAUCUUCGAAACGUGUUAUCAAGGAAAAGGAAAAGUUUGCUUUGAAUCACAUAAACCGGAAGUUGACCCUUGAACCUAAGGUGACAAUAAACUCUCGUAUCGUUAUUGUCGGAGCUUCUGAUGUCAGUUUAUCUUUCCUGGAGACACUUGCUUUCUGCCCCCAUUUGCGAUUCAACAACUUGGUCUUGAUCUCGCCACAUGGUCUACCCGGAGAUCUUGCAACGGACGACAUUGUGUCCAACUUUCUCUCCACGCCACGUAACUACACACGUGAUGAGUUGGCGCAGAUCUCGCUGCGUACUUGGGUGAAUGUUGUCAAUGCAAAAAUGAUUGCAAUCGACAGAGCGAGUAAAUAUGUUAAGGUGACAGGAGGUGCGAAAGUUCCAUACGAUCACCUCGUGAUCGCUACAGGUCAGCAGUACCAGGUGACCAUGCCUACAGGAGCUGACAUCACGAAACUCGCCACCAACACCGAGAUACAAAACAGUCCAAACAGACGAUUUUCUGGCCGAGUUCCAAGAAACGUGCUGCUAGUCAACGAUGAACACGAUGCGAUGACGACCGUUAAUUGGCUGCAAAAGAACUUCCUCACGACUGAAGGAAACGCCAUUGUGUAUGGAUCCAGUCUGGAUGCUUACACGACCGUGCAGUCUCUACUGAAGGUCGGUGUUGCUGGCUCACGUAUUCACUUAGUUCACCCACCUCCCAACUACAAUCCGUCCUGUUUUAACAACAGCGCCAUUGAGACGGCUGUCAAUGCUGCCUUAGCUGACGAGGAUGUUCAGGUGCAUGAUGGGUAUUAUCUCGCUCAGUGGAAUGAUGGGAAAAGUGCGGAAGAAGUGUACUGUGUGUCGUUUACGUCCGACACGAAACCACUGAAACUGGAAUGUUCGGUGUUUUUCUGUUUCUACAGGAAAGCGGUAGAUUACGAGGCAUUUAAAGCUAUUAAUGACAGCUGUUUAGUCUUUGAUGGAAGACUCGUAAUUGAUGCAAACUUCCACACCAACGACCUGUCUAUCCGAGCUGCCGGGCCUGUCACAAAGUUCCAGCGCAAGUACCAUGCGGAUCAGUGGACACAUAGUAACUUCAAUUCCAGAGAGGUUGGUCAGAUGCUGGCGUCCACGAUGCUGCGGUUGUUCGAUCCGACUAUUGAGAAUGACCCGGCGCCCCCAGAAGAGACCAUGAACCUUAUACCGAUGUACCACAACAGCAAGGUUCAAGCCGGUAUCCUUCCUGGCGGCCUCAACUAUCUCAACUUCACAAAGCCAAACCUUAAUGAACCGUUAGAGAAGCUAAUGGCCCAACAGGACUAUGGACGGGAACUCAUCACCGGAACUGUCGAUGGUCCCGGAUAUUUUCGCAUUCACCUGAAUAAGUACAACAGCAUCGAGACGAUAACAUGUCUUUCGAAAAAGGUUAUUGACACCAGCAAUCUGCUUUGCCUAUACAAUAUUCACGAGCGUUUCCUCAACAACAUGGUGUCAAGAUUUGACGAGGGACUCAUUUCAGAUUUCUACAGUUUCUUCCGUGAGACGUGGAGCUUGGCUAUCUUCCAUGAUCGCUUCCCUGACUUCAGACAGGAAGUCCGAGAGCUUCUUGUUCAAAGACCAUCUCAUGAUGUGAUAGCAUUAGAAGAGAAGGUGCGUCAGUUGAUUGACCAAGACCUGGAGCUAGACAAACAAGACCGAAAGUACUUGACCAACGAGUUUGACGAGGCUGGAAACAAGCGUGCUGUCGAGACGAGACUUCUUAGUUUCCUCAGCUACAACUAUUACCACCUGCCAGUGUACGCUAAACCGGGAAUGGUCUAAAAAAAAUGGCAUUGCCGUUUGAGCCAUCAACUUGAUAAUGGAACUUGAAGAAAUUUAGGCUUAGAAAAUCACUUGGAUUUGCCAAUCUGUAUUUACCCCGACAUACAUUCCAACAACAUGGAAGCAUGUGAAUGCAUUUCACUUAAGUAUAAUGAACUUGUAAAGAUAAAUGAGCAUAAUUUAAAGGAUAGGCCGCUGUAUAAUGAUUGCUGAUGUGGAUCAACACAAUGUAAAUAGUAAAGCGUGUAGUGCAUCGAAGAUGGACCGAUGCCGAAAUCCAAUUACAAUCAUCACGGCACAAGUGAUAUUCGUUAAGUAGGUUUAAUACAUGGGGUUAUAAUUGAAUGUAACUUGCAAUGGAAUGUGUCUUUUUGAAAGUGCAGUACUGUACUGUUAAUGUAAUAUGAUUUCAUAAAUGUCUAAAGUAAUGAAUUGAGGGAAUAUCCAUUAUUUUAAACAUUAUCACAAGAGUACAAAAUAUACCCUUCAGGGGGAAAUGGGUUGACAGUCUUAAUGAAAAAGAUAAAAUGAUUUCAAAAUUACAAAAAUAAUUUUAUUAUGUACUCUUUCAGAGUGUGGGAGUGUGGGAGGGUUUGGGUCAGCAAAAAAGAUGUUUUGUUCUCUCUUGAAUAUUAUGAAAAUAAUGGAUUACCCCUAAUAAUGUUACCCUGUUGGUGGCAUGGAGCACCAAAAAUGUUGCAAAGUUCCAAAGGUGUUUUUGUUUUUGGGGAAGGGUUGUCCAUUUGCCAUUGGAGUCCAGCAUAGCUCCAUAGCUCCUGGCAAGUGACAAAAGUGACUAGAAUAUUUAUUUAAAAAAAACAAGUUGUGUAUGUUUCACUAAAAUGUUACAAUAGGCCGAUGAAAUAAUAUAAGAUAAUAAAUUAUAAUAUAAUAAAUAUAUAUUUCUGAUAGUAAAAUAUAGAAUUUUCAAUGUAUAUACAGUGUGCGUUAAGAAUAAAGUUUCUAUGAAAAUGCA
Anneissia japonica is the source of this 4945-nucleotide messenger RNA. Its product is annotated as cilia- and flagella-associated protein 61-like. The transcript has 24 exons. Gene Ontology annotation, molecular function: oxidoreductase activity. NCBI's taxonomy places the organism in Eukaryota, Metazoa, Echinodermata, Crinoidea, Comatulida, Comatulidae. The coding region runs from base 142 to 3969 and encodes 1275 amino acids. The record is from RefSeq and is a predicted model, not a curated record.